Molecule: messenger RNA, 1399 nt
Organism: Eurytemora carolleeae
Lineage: Eukaryota; Metazoa; Arthropoda; Copepoda; Calanoida; Temoridae
Product: peroxisomal membrane protein 11A
Exons: 9
Coding region: 131-799 (222 amino acids)
Biological process (GO): regulation of peroxisome size; peroxisome fission
Cellular component (GO): peroxisomal membrane
Source: RefSeq, a predicted model, not a curated record
UUUGCAGCUUACUUUUUCAGAUACAAUGUGGAAUUGAUAUGUACAUAGUGUAUAUAUCAGGCCUGUCUAUGUACAUUUUACAAAAAAAAAUUUGUACUGUAUAACCUCGUGAUAGUUUUUGUGAUAAACGAUGCAGAUGAUUUGCCAUGUAAACAGCUCCCGAACUGGGCACGAUAAACUAGUCCGACUUCUGCAGUACACUUGUAAACUCCUGGUUAACUGGAGCAAUGAUGCAAGUGGAUUACACCAUUUGGAGAGUACACUAGGUUCUGCGAGGAAACUUCUUAGGUUUGGGACGUUUUUUGAGUCCUUGGAGGCGGCUGGGAAAGCUUUAAACCACCGUGAUCCAGUGAUAAGAAUGAGCACCGCUUUAUCGAAAUUGUGCAAUGCCGUGUUUCUCUUUACUGAUCAUCUGAUCUGGCUUAAUUCAGUCAGAAUGGUGAACUUAAGUAGAAGCAAAUGGUCUAAAAUCUCCAUCAAUGCUUGGUUCUACUCAGUACUGUUUAGCCUAGUUUGUGAUCUAUACAAGCUGAAAUCCAUUGUUGAAGAAUAUUCAAGAAAUUGUCGAAAUAUUUCUCUACCAUCUCUUUCUUUUCAGGGCGUGCUUGAGGCUUAUGAUCCUCUAUGUGGGUUUUUAAUCAGCUCGCAGCGUCCUCUUCUGAUAAACCUGAUCAAGAAUUGUUUCGAUAUUGUUCUUCCCCUCUCUACCCUAGGAUAUGUGAAGAGCUCCAGUUUAUCUGGUUUAUGUGGAAUUAUCUCCACCUCUCUAUCUAUACUUCCUCUUCUUCCAGCAAAAUAGGCAGCUCCGACAUGUACAGUACAUAAUGAGACUUUGUACAAUGGUGUACGUUCACUGUAUGAUGUACUAACAUUUUUAGGGAUUUGUAAUUUUUAAUGAUUUAGAGAAAAAAUGAAAAAUUGGACAUUAAAAGACAACUUUUUUAUUCUUUAUAUGUUACUUUUUAACCGAGCAUUCAUUGAAAAUAUAGUAGUUUCCCUAAUUCAGCGAAGAAAUUCUGGGAAAAAAAAUUUUCUACGGGAUGAACAACUAUUUUCGAGAAAAUGCACAUGAGCCGCUUUACAUGGCCACGCAUAUGGCUCUCUAAGCGUGUACAAUCCAAUUACAUCCAAGUAUACCCUGAGGCGUACCCUUUAAGCAGUGAUUUUAACUAUCAUGAACCCUCUUUAUAGAUUAAUUGUUUAUUUUUACUAUGCUUUUUUAUUCUAUUGUUAUUAUCUUCAAAUGGUUACUUAAUUCAUUAUUAAAAUGUAUCUUAAAUAUUUUAUAAUUAUUAUUUAUCCAAAGCAUACACUACGUGUUUACAUUCAAAACUGUGAUUUCACCCUGUGAUUAAUUAUGUGAUUAAUUCUGAGAUAGGUAUUUGAAUAUUUUCAGAAA